Aedes albopictus (Asian tiger mosquito) is the source of this 2172-nucleotide messenger RNA. RefSeq lists its product as uncharacterized. The coding region runs from base 817 to 1635 and encodes 272 amino acids. The record is from RefSeq and is a predicted model, not a curated record. The transcript has 2 exons. NCBI's taxonomy places the organism in Eukaryota, Metazoa, Arthropoda, Insecta, Diptera, Culicidae.
UCUGGGUAGUCAUUCUGUAUCUUCAAGUUGAGCAAUAAACACCAUUAAUUAGUAAUCAUUUGGCGACGAGGAAUAAUCACGAAUUGAUCGCUUUGGAGGAAGAGCUGCAGUUCCAAGAUCCAAGAUGGAAGAACUUUACCAACAGAUCCUGUGGCAGAACCAGCAGAUGGCGGAGCAAAACGCUCGUUUGGUCCUGAUGAUGGAACGCUUCGGCUUUCAAGAAAGCGGUCCCAUUCGGUCAGCGGGCAACCCGGAAUUCAUACUAGAAUCUCUGGCAUCCAACAUCAAGGAAUUCAUGUACGAUCCCGAGAACGGCCUGGUUUUCGAACGCUGGUACAGGAAAUACGAAGACCUCUUCCUCAAGCACGGAGCAAACUUGGACGAUGCGACUAAAGGUCGGUUGCUGUUACGAAGCCUCAACGUAACGGUCCAUGACAAAUACGUCAACUUUGUCCUUCCGAAGCACCCUCGAGACUUUUCGGAGAAACAGUGAAGAAGUUGACAGAGCUGUUCAGUACCCGAAUCUCUUUGUUCAGCAAGCGGUACAAGUGCUUCCAGAUUACCAAGAACGAAGCGGACGACUUUCUAACGUAUGCUGGAACGGUGAACUGGUACUGCGAAGACUUCGAGCUCAACAACAUUACGGCGGAUCAAUUCAAAAGCCUGAUCUUCACAUGUGGACUACGAUCAUCAAAGGACGCUGACAUCCGGACGAGGCUCUUGUCUAAGCUAGAGGCCAACACAGACGGUGAAUGCACCCUGGAGUCACUCAUUUCCGAGUGCCAACGCCUACAGAACCUCAAUCACGAUACGGCCAUGGUGGAACAGAGGAAACCGGUAAGCUCAAUCUGUGCAGUCAAGCAGACCAAGCCCCGACCGUUUCCAACCGGUUCUAAGGAGAAGAUGAAAACGAAAUCCGAUGGUCCGAAAACUCCCUGUUGGCAAUGCGGCGAAAUGCAUUACGUCCGGGACUGCACCUACACGAAGCAUGUUUGCCGAGACUGCAAGGAAACCGGCCACAAGGAAGGUUACUGUGGUUGCUACACAUCCACGGCGACGACGUCCAAGAAGAAGAAACCCGUCAACGGCAUUUUCUGCGUCAACCAGGUGAGCUGCACAUCAAGGCGGAAGUUCCUGACUGUGGACAUCAACGGGUCACAAGCUACUCUUCAGAUGAACACUGCGUCGGACAUUAUCAUCAUUUUGCAGAAGGUGUGGAGGAAGAACCUGGGAUCGCCAUCACUCACAACCACAACACGGACUGCCAAAACAGCAUCGGGAAAUCAACUCCAUCUUCUCGGUGAACUCCAAUGCUCAGUCACGGUCGGAGGAGUCACCAAAAAUGCAACUUUCCAUGUAACCAAAAACGGCAUCAACCUGUUCGGAUUGGAUUGGAUCAAGCUAUUCGAACUGUGGGAUACACCGCUGUCUUCAAUUUGUAAUCAAGUCCAAGCCACUUCAGAUCACAUCAAUCAAGUUGUUCGGACCACCGGGGCUGAACGGUACGGUAUAGAUUCUCCGACGUUUGAUUGUAUUAUAGAAGAAAGGAGAUACGUCAAUCUACAUGACAAUGGUAGCUUAGAAGAUAUGAAAAGACUGAAAUCGUGCUGGUGCAAAUGCAGAUGUGAUUUAUGAUUGCGAAAUUUGAUACUGAAUUAUUGCGGAGGUUUAGUGAAUUGGUGGCACUUAUUUGUAAUUUGCUGAUACUAAGUAGAGUGCAAUUAGGCAUUACGACAAACGUUCAUUGGGCGGUACAACCAGACACCCUUUUUCAUUGUUUCCUUAAGUUGUAAGUUUCUCCUUAACAUUAAUUAUUGAACUAUUCUAAUAUGCUAAUAUGCAACACCCACAGUGGGAUCUUUGAUAGAUAUCGUUUCGAGCUCGUAUAGUGGGAUCGUCUGCAGAAGGAAAAACCAAUGUAAGAUACUUGAUACAUAACCUAGAACAUGCUAGAACACUAAAUAUAUAUACAUUUUUUAGCUUUGAGCGAAUCACCCUAAACCGCUUCAGGGAAGUUUUUUCUACCUACACACGAGUCCGAACAAUCUCAAAGAUUGCUUUCGGUAGCACACGAUGGCCCAUAAACAACCAAUGAACGACAGCUACUGCUUAUGCGAAUUAUGUCAACAAUCACCCUCCGCCGAUCGCGGUAUGGUGGCAUGCGACGAAUGU